Molecule: messenger RNA, 4756 nt
Organism: Drosophila subpulchrella
Lineage: Eukaryota; Metazoa; Arthropoda; Insecta; Diptera; Drosophilidae
Gene: PAN3
Product: PAN2-PAN3 deadenylation complex subunit PAN3
Exons: 14
Coding region: 435-2801 (788 amino acids)
Biological process (GO): nuclear-transcribed mRNA poly(A) tail shortening; mRNA processing
Cellular component (GO): PAN complex; P-body
Molecular function (GO): poly(A) binding
Source: RefSeq, a predicted model, not a curated record
GCGCCCAUCUCCAGCGAACGCGCCGGAGACGAAAUUUAUAGUCUCUACAAAAAAAAAACAGUGGUUUUUCUUCGUCGCGCCUCAAUUGCUAAUCAUUUGCCCGAAAAUGCAUUUCAACAGCAAAAAACUUUCGUGAAAAGCUAAAAAAAUACAAAAAAAUAUAUAUAUUUGAAACGUACAAUGUGAAAAUGUGUAAUGUGAAAUUUAGCAGUUAAGCGCGGAUUGUAUGUAUUAUUUAAAUUUGUGUUUCAAUAUUUUCUACAAAAUAAUUAAAAAGAACUGAAAAAAAUCGCAAAAAAAAAAAAGAAAACGAAAAAAGAAGCAAACACAAGAAAAAGUUUUUUUACUCAGUGCAUAUUAUAACGAAAACAAAAACAAAGCGUAACGAAAGAGAAGGAAAGAGGAAGAGGCGAAGGCGGGAGCGAGAGAGAAAAAUGUCAACGUUCUUGAACAAUUUCUUCCCGGCAGAUACGGCUGCUAUGGAUCCAAUUUUCUUCUCGCCAUCGAAUGGUAUACCGUCAGAGAGUAAACUCGCAACUUAUAUGAAUCGACAGAAUGUCGCCACACCGAGCGGUUAUGGGCUGAAUAACGGGUUCUCACUACUUAAUUUGGAUUCGCCCCUAAAUAAAAAGUCCCAGGUCACGCCGCAGUCGCCCGAGUUCAUUCCAACGCGCAUAAGCUCGACCCCCAACUUCUACGCACCAUAUCAGCAAGCGCCCAUGCAAUUGAGUAAUGGGCUCAACGGCGUCAAUGGGUUAACAGCCGCCGCAGCAGCAGCAGCCGCCGCAGCAGCCGCCGCCGCCGCAGUUCACUCCUCCACGUCAUCGGUGUCCUCCGCCUCGGUGACCAUCAGCAAAACAGCCAACAGCGGCGCCUCCAUGCUCGCCCUGCAAAAGUCCGCUUCAAUCGCCACUGUCACCAUCGCACAACAGCAACAGCAACAGCAUCCCCAGAAACAGCAACAGCAUCCGCCGCCAGUGGGCGGUGGAGCGGUGUCCGCCACCUCUGCCCCCAUUGCUAUCAGUGGUGCACCACCGAAUCCCGCCGCCGCUCCAUUCGUCAGCAACAUGUCCGCCCAGACGCCGCUCAAGGGACGAAGCGCCAUGCUGCGCCAGGAAUCGCCCACGACAGCAAUGCUCUCGGGCGGAGGACCCGGUGAGAAGUCGCCACCGCACGGAAUGACGCCACACGGAGCCUCACCCAUACCCACAUCGCUGCCAACCAGCGUCCAUCAGGAGAACGUCGGCGGCACCAUCUACUUUUAUCCAACUGCCAACGCACCGAACAACCAGCCGGUUGUUAAUUCCGUGGUGGUGGACACAACGCAUCCGGCUCACCAUGGCGUCAGUGCUGUGGCACCGAUGAGCGCGGGAGUUCCGCCGACCAUGAUGUACACGGGGCAUGUGUAUCCGGGGCCGUCCUCCAACGUGAUCACCCUGCAGCCGAAGACGCUGUUGGAGUCGGCCUUCUUUAUGCCCGACGAGAUGCGCUCCGAAAUCCUUGCCCGCAACGAGAUCUCCAACCUGAUCAUGGACGCAGCGGAGGCUGCGCAGCACGCCCUGCCUAUGGAGGUGGACAACUACCAUGCGCUGUAUCCGCUGGAGCCGCCGGCGCAGCCGAUGCACGCCAAGCUCACGCUCCCCGCCAGCACUUAUAGGGCCACGCACAACACGACGGGUUACAAGUACUGUCUGCGAAGGUUACAUGGGUUCCGCCUGCAGUCGACCAAGUGCAUGACGCUGGUGGAGAUGUGGAAGAAGCUGCAGCACACGAAUGUGGUACAAUUGCGUGAGGUGUUCACGACGAAAGCAUUUGGUGAUAACUCUUUAGUAUUAGUGUACGACUAUUAUCCCGGCUCACAAACAUUACUGGCCAAAUACUUCACACCGGCGCCAGAGACCAACGGGUACACUGAUCCAUUCCAAGGCGAGGCCCGCCCCUUCAGUCAUAAGAGUAACAUGCAGCGAACGAGCAAUGGACCACUGCUGCCGGAGGCCACCAUCUGGUCGAUCAUCAUGCAGCUGACCGCCGGCCUAAAGGCCAUCCACCAUGCCGGUCUUGCCUGCAAGGUUCUGGAUCCCACAAAGAUCAUAGUGACGGGCAAGCGGGUACGGUUUAGCUCCUGCUGCAUCUCGGACAUAACGCAAUUCGAUCCGAAUGCGGCCAAUCCCUUGGCCCUGGUUAACAUGCAUCAGCAGGACGAUCUGACCGCUCUGGGUCGCUUAGUAUUAGCUUUGGCCUGUCGCUGCCUUCAAUCCGUGCAACGCGACAACGUCCAGUCGAGCAUCGAUAUGGUCACGCGAAACUACUCCACCGAUCUGCGAAACUUCAUAGUUUACCUCUUCACCACGAACAACCGUCGCUCGGUGACCGAUCUGAUGCCCAUGAUUGGUGCCCGCUUCUAUACGCAACUGGAUGCCCUGCAGAGCCAAAUCGAUAUGCAGGAAGACGAGCUGGCCAAGGAGAUGGAGAACGGCCGGCUGUACCGCAUUUUGGUCAAACUAAACAGCAUCAACGAGCGACCCGACUUCAAUCUGGACUGCACUUGGUCCGAGACUGGUGAUAGAUACAUGUUGAAAUUAUUCCGUGAUUAUUUGUUCCAUUCCGUCACUGAGGAUGGCCGGCCCUGGCUAGAUCACGCACACAUUGUACAAUGCCUCAACAAGCUGGAUGCUGGCUCCAUAGAGCGCGUUCAACUGAUGUCCCGCGACGAGCAAUCGGUGCUCAUCGUCUCCUAUGCUGAACUCAAGAAUUGUCUGGAGAACGCCUUCUCCGAACUGAUGUCAAGUGCGGCCAACUGAGCACCUCGAGGGUAAACAAACCGGAAACAGGAAGCAGCAAACGGGAGGCAGGAAACUGAUUCCGAUAACUGAUUCUGGAAACACGCGCAGCUCACUUAGCCACCCUCCGCACGACCACAAAGCGACUACGAUUAAACGGAUUAGCCACUAAGCGAAACAUUCAUUACGACUAAGACAUUUUGAGAACCAUAAACAAGUAAAAUACGAAGAUGUUUAUUGUUAAGCCAAACCGAAAAAGAAACGUAAAACAAACAAAAAACGAAAAACAAAAAAAAGAUGAAAACCGAUAUCCAAUGUUAUGUUAGCUCUUAACUAAAUUUUAGGCAUUUAAAACAAUACAAAAAGAAACAACCACAACCACAAAAAUAAAACCAACAACAAAAACUUUUUGAAAACGAAAUCUCUCCAAAAGAAAAAGCAAAAAUACAAAAAAAUGCAAACAAUACAAACAAAAAAAAAAACUUAAAAGCAAAAAAAUUUGAAAAAUUUGUUAAAAAAUGCAAAAAAUACAUAAAAAGGGAAAAAGAAAUCACGCGAAAGAGCCGAGAAAACAUGGAUCUAUUUUUACAGAGCUAAGAGAGGAUGAAAGUAUUUAUAAAUAUGUAUUAAAAAAUCGAAAGAAAAAAAUUGUAAAAUUUUGCAAAACAAUAAAUAACUGUAAUGACAAACAAUUGCAACAGUGCAGCAAAAUCGUUGAGCAACAACAAAAAAAUAUAAACACAAUGCAGAGUAGACGGAUAAGGAUUAUGAGAAACGUAGAGAUCGUAAGAAAGUGAACAAGGAACCACAUCAAAUGUUUAUAAAGCAUGUCUGACAAUGAUCGCCUGCCUCUUCUCCCCUACAGUAAACUAAAAAAAAACAAAAAAACAUGGCAAAGUUAAAAAACCGAAAAGAAAUGGAACAGAAUGCAAAGUGAGAGGCGCAGACGAGCAAGAACGACAACCGAGAAACGUUUUUUAUUUUUCAAACUGUGUAUUUUUUAUAGCAAAAUAUUUUAAAAAUGAAAAAAAAACACAAAUUUUCUAAAUACAAUUUAAAAAGUUUACAAGAAACAAAAACGAAAUGUAUUGAGAAGAGAAACACUAUGUAUUUGUAAAGAAAAUGUAAAUGUUGGUUCAUGGAACAUGCAAAGCGACGCACAGCGCGACUCUAGAAAGUAGCUCAACGAGAUACUCAAAUCUAACUGAAAACUGAAACUGAAAACUCUAAAAACUGUAAACCGAAACGAAAAAGGAACCGAAACCGCAACAACUAAAAUCUAAACGAAACGAAAUUGUGUAGGCCAAUAGCGUGAUAUGUACAUACAUCCAUUUUGAAAGAGUCUGCGACACGCAAUAUCUACAUUCGAACUGUUUGUGUUGGUCCAUAUUUAAAUACGCUCUCAUAUGGCGAUCAAUGAUCUAAAUGCAUAUAUGUGGAUUGCCACGCACGCGCUGAACAUCCGAGUACAAUAUUUUGCUAAUGAAAGUCUGUCUCUAGUUGUAAAACUCCUGCCCGCUAUAUUCCAUACCCACUCCAAAAGUCGCGUUGCGCCUGCGCGGCCGCAUAUCACCCAACCGAAAGUCGCAAGCCGAUCGAAAUCGGGCCUGAACGAGAGAUCGAGGUGUACUAAAAGGCUUCAACUACUCCGCACCACCACCAAAUCACAUGAAAUGGGAAAGCAAGGAACUUUUAAAUACAUAUUAAGUACAAUUUGAUUUCGAGACUCUUGAAAACUGCAUAAUGAUAUCAUUUUUUUGUUGCAACGAAUGAACGAUGAGCGAAAGUAACAAAUCUAAAGGAUCCAAUUUUACAGAGUCCACUCAUAAUUCCUCUAAGCAAAAGUUUCCAAUUUUGGCAAUUCUAUCCUAAGUGUUAUAUACAAAAAGUGAAAAAAAAAAAUAUUCAAAUCAGUAGACGCUGUGGUUCGUUUACCAGUUUAGUGUGAUUUAUACUAAUUUUGUACUUGUUAACAA